Molecule: messenger RNA, 4771 nt
Organism: Cryptococcus amylolentus CBS 6039
Lineage: Eukaryota; Fungi; Basidiomycota; Tremellomycetes; Tremellales; Cryptococcaceae
Exons: 8
Coding region: 513-4478 (1321 amino acids)
Biological process (GO): signal transduction; regulation of GTPase activity
Cellular component (GO): cytoplasm
Source: RefSeq, a predicted model, not a curated record
CCAUCUCCUCUUCCCGCCCUCCCUGCAACAGGGGAUCCCUCCAGUGACCCCCCGACUCCCCCUCCCGGCCCGCCCCCGGUGCAUCCACGAGAAUCACCUCCCAGCGAUACCCCCGGCCAGCGUACGGCGCUCCCCGGCCCAACGCACACCCCCCCACUCUUCUUGUGUUUGUCCUUAUUCCGGCCUGUUUUCUUCUAUCUCCGACACUCCCACACAACCUGCCCAAAAACGAAAUCGCGCAAUCGCCUCUGUCCCAGACACCCCCCCUCCUCCUCUCCUCCCCUCCCAACGCGCCCCGCCGGCAGCGCCAGCAAUACCUGCCGUCAACGUCCUUUCGACAGCCCCGCAACAUCUUGCGCGUGACGCGAGAACAAGCUGAAGAGGUCUAGAACGCGGCUGAAGUAAGCUGUCGCGUGGCAUCCCCCCUUCUUGUCAACACCCCACGGGUAUACUAAGGGUAUACGUACUCUUUCCUCUAGCGCGACGCGUAUCCACUACGUCGACUGGGCACCAUGGCCACCCUCGCCCAGCCCAAUACCGCCCCGCUCAAUACCACCAGGAAAUCGCCCAACCUCACAUCCUCCUCCACCCAACAGGUCCUCUCUCCCAGAGUUCCUUCCCCUUCCAAUGUCCCGACCUCUGUCUCAGAGUCGAACGGGCUCGGUCUUGGGCUAGGGCAUGACCAUGACCAUGACCAUGGGCACCCCCACGGCCACGCACAUGCCCAGUCUUUCUCUCCGUCAGCAGAGGAAGACCAGCUGGUCAACACGGAUGGAAAGGUGUUGCCGGGGCAGUUCAAGGAUCAGAAAUGUGGGGGCUGCGGAGAGAUCAUUGACCCUACGCAUAUGGGCGUGGUGGUUGCUUUUGGGACGACACUAUGGCACGUCGACUGCUUUAGAUGCGCUAAAUGCAAGGAGAAGGUGUCGGCGGACACCAACCUCUUGCUGCUGUCCGACGGCAGUCCCGUUUGUGGCAACUGCUCGUACCAAUGCUUUGUCUGCAAAGAGGCAAUCACAGAAGAAGCCAUCAUGACGGGCGACGAGUCUUACCACGCGCAUUGCUUCACGUGUCGGACGUGUAAAAGGCGCAUUGAAGAGCUUGUCUUUGCCAAGACUAGCCAAGGGAUAUAUUGCAUGUCUUGCCACAAUGAGAGAGUAGCAAAGUCUCGGCGUCACGCUGAAGCAAAACGCCAAAGACAAGCCCGGCGCGAAGAAAAAGAACGUGAAAAAAGGGAACGCGAAGAAGCAAAGAUGGAAGAGGAGACUGCCAACAGGCAGACAUCUUUGUCCACUCCUCUACCGAAUCAAGGCGCCAGCGCACCAGCAUCGACGCCUUCACCUAGACCCUGGUCACCAUAUGCCCACGGGCCGGGCGAGCACGACGACGCUGAAAGAGAUCAGGGCAGGCGAGAUCUGGCUGUAGGAGACAGAGGUCUGGCGAGGGCGGGGUCUCCCGCGGGUAAACAGUUGGCUGAAGCUUCUGCCAUGCCUCUGCCCGCGUCCCCAUCAGAAAGCGAAGGUACCCGUCCACUCCGCCCGCCCGAAGCGUCUUCACCCCAACCGCAGUACCAGCAGCGUCCCGGCCAACCGCUCCCGUCUCCUCAAGGGCAGAGCCAACAGCAGCCAACUCUUGGGGCGGGGUUGGGCGUGCCGUCCACCAGUAGAGCCGAGAAAAGACGUUCGAUCAAUCCAGGCAUGACCUAUGGGAUGGACGCGCCCAAUUCAACGUUCAUGGAGCAGCGUCUCCCGCCAUCGCCUCUGCGUGCUUCCUUUACAGACGCCAAGGCAAAUCCGAACGCAAACAUCAACGCCGGCGACAAUGGUGAAAGACCGAUUAGGUCGCCAACGUCGCCAUCACCGUUCAUAGGUGGCCAGUCGCUACCGUUGAGAGAUGGUCCGGGGUCGGGUGGAAGCGGGAGCGGAAGUGGUACCGGGGGAGGUAGCCAGCUGCAACAAGCUCAGGCGCAGGCGACUGAGCAUCUACGCAACCGUUCCGGUACUCCCGAGCAACAGCAGCAGCAGCAGGUCCAACCGCCAUCUCAGGCCCCGCCGAGAACAACCUCUUUGCCGGAUCACCUUGCUCAAGCUCAACAGACGCGGUCGAGGCCUGGCACAAGGACAGAGGAGGAUGGUGCUCAGGAGGCGGCUUUGCAAAGUCAAGAGCCGGGACAAGGGCAAGGGCAGGAGAAGAAGACGCCCAAACUCAACGCACCUGACCUGCCGCCGAUAUCAUUCUCGCUAUCCGACCCCGACUUUGCGCUGAUCUUGAAAAACAUGGAUCAAUCACCCAACAAGGCUGCUCGAUCCGAGUUUGAGAACGGCCAGGAUGAAGAAGAGGGAUCAGCGUCCCAGUCGUUGGCGAGAAGCCCAAGUCUGGACAUGCUCUCUGCUAUCAACUCUGACCCCCAGGCUCAGUCUCAUCCAUCUCGACCUCAUCUAACACCGCACUCUUCCGACCCUUACUCGCAGGUCAGGCGCCAGGCUUCUGCGGACAGCACAUUCUCCGUCCGUUCCCGCCUUGGCUCCAAUACUGGCGCGCCGAGCGAUCUCCAUCAACUGGUGGAGCUGCUAGCAGAAGCCAAAUUCAGAGAAAAAGAUAAUGUCAAUGUGGAUGUGGGCGUGUUGACCGGUGUGAUCAGGGAGGUGGAAGAGAUGAGGGAAGCGAUGAUGGGGCUGAAAAACAAGUAUACUGGAGCCAAGCGCUCGAGUCAGCAAUACUCUGAAGGCCUUUCUGUCGCCGGCGAAGAAUACGACAAGGAACGCACCCGCCGUACCGAGCUUGAAACCGAAGUUUCCCGUCUGCGCGCCCAGCUUCAUUCUCAGACUGCGCGUAUGAGUGUGAUUUCGGGCGACGAAAAGAGGGCAGAGAACAUGAAGAGGAGAAGCAAGGAUCUGGCGAGUAGCUUGACCGGGUUGGAGAGGGAUAUAUCGAGAUUGAGGGUUGAAAGGGAUGUGAGAUUGGCAGAAGUCGACGAGUUGGCUGAACGGGUCGGAUCGUCAAAUGUUGAACCAAACAAGAUAUCACAAUCAAUCUCCACCCGCCUCGACACAAUCCGCUCACAGUACGCGCAAGAACUCGAGUCUCUCUCCUCUCAGGUCGAGUCGCUCCAACGCGAAAUCACCGAGCUUCGUCAGAUAAAGGAGGCCAGUCUCGAAGAGUCUGCAGCUCUGGCAGCGAAGAACGAGGAUCUAUCCGAGUUGUGCUCGCAAUUGACAAGACAGACGGAGAGCCUGCAGGACAGCUUGUCGAGAGCGCGGCCACCGACGAUCUUUGGCAACGGAAGCGUGUUUGGAGGCAAGGGGAGCAAAGGGCACCACCAUUUGCAGAAUUCUCCCAGUCUGGCUUCGUUGACAGGCCAAGGGCUGCAGGACGUGCCGGAAGAAACGGUGACGGCAAGAGUGGUAAAGGUGACCAAACCGGAAACCGCCGAAGCAGCCCCCGUCAAGCGCUUCAAAUGGUACAAGUCUUCAAAAGGACCGGAGGCUUCGUCAUCCCCUGCCAACAUAUCAAAACCAAUUGGUCUCGAUAAAGAGGCUGCCCUCACUCAAACGUCCUCGACAGAGAAGGAGAAGGGUAACAAGACUCGGGGUGGUAUGUCGUUGGGUGUUGCGGGGCUGGCGAUGGGUGGACUGGCCGGAGGUCUAUCCGCGAGACCGAGCACCGAGUUUGGAAUGCGGGACCAUACCUUCCAGCAACAUACAAUGAUGCGUUUCACGAGGUGUGAGCUUUGUGGGGAAAAGAUGUGGGGGUUGCAAGAGGUGAAAUGUAAUUCUUGUGGGAUUGUGUGCCAUAGCAAGUGCGCGGAAAAGUUGCCGAGAGGGUGUACGGGAAGUAAGGUUUUGAAGGAAGAGCCCGAGGGGCCUUUACUUCCAUCAAUGUUUGGCCGCCCUCUCACCGAACAGGUCCAAGCCGACCAACAGAUGAUUCCCACGAUUGUCACCAAAUGUAUCGCCGCCGUCGAAAAAGUCGGUAUGGAGUACGAAGGCAUCUACCGAAAGACCGGUGGCUCCUCUCAGUCAAAACAAAUCACUCAACUGUUUGAAAGAGGCGACUACGAGUCGUUUGAUUUGACCGACGUGGAUACGUUCAAUGAUAUAUCGAGUGUCACCUCGGUGUUGAAGACGUAUUUCAGGUCAUUGCCAAACCCGCUCUUCACUCACGAGCUGCAUGAGAGUUUUGUGACUGCUGCUACUAUCCGCGACACGAGCAACAAACGCCAAGGAUUCCUCGCACUCCUGCAAGAGCUCCCUACAGAACACUAUAAUACUCUCAAAGUGUUGAUGCUCCAUCUCAACCGGGUCACGGCGCACAGUGCCGAGAACUUGAUGACGUCGCAAAAUCUGGGAGUGGUCUUUGGUCCUACCUUGAUGCGCUCAUCGGAUCCCAGCAGAGAGUUUGGGGAUAUGGCGGGCAAGGCUCUGAGUGUUCAGUGGCUGGUAGACAAUGCCCUCUCGGUGUUUGGACAAGACCGCGAGUAGGGGGGCAGCUCACGAGCCGAGAUCGUGCUUUGUACCAUAUACCCUGUGGACAUGGUGGACAUUCGUCUCGGCGAUCUUUCUAUCUUUUCUUUCUUUGUGUACUUCUCCUAUCUUUGUUCUACCAUUUUCCUCAUUUUCUCUUUUUACACAUGUCUUAUGAAGGGGUUUCUUUAUGCAGGUUUUCCCAAGAGGUAAUAUGUUUUUUGGGGCGUUUCUCUUCUCUUUUCUUUCUAGGACAAUGCAAGAGCAUUCUAUGACUGAGGAUAGUGUACAUGAGACUGUUACAAGACAAG